GGGAGCACUGCUUGGUUUUUAGAUAAAGAAAACCUUGCUGACCGCGGGCAGUUCCAUUCCACCCCCUUAAUUCGGGCCAGGGCCCUUUCCAGUUUUUACUCUCAGGCAAAAUACCUCGAGAAAACACACACACAAACACACACUCUGCCUGCACUUUAUUCUCUUCAAAAUUCGAUACUUUGCCCUGUACUCAGAACGAGGUUUUGAGAAGAGAACACUUUCUUUUUCCCUUAAAACAAAUGGCCAUAUUUCUACAUUAUGUCUACUGGUGAAUUGAUAAUCCAUUCUGCAUUGUCCUGUUUCUGUAUAGAAUCUAAUAGUCUUCUUUGUUACUUUUUCACAUAGCAAAAUUUCCAACUUUUCUUUUGUGGAUUUUUCUUGAUUCUUAAAAUCCAGAAAUCAGAAUGCCAAAAAACUUUAAUUUACUUCCAUUUCUCUGGUGUCUUCUCUUCAUUAGUUGAAAUACCCAGAAGGGAUUUCCCCUUUUUCUUUUCAAUUCCUGAGAGAUAUCAAGAAAUUUUAUUGGUAGUUGUUUAUAUAUGAAUUAGUGAAACAAUGAGAAAUGAGAGCUCCAAGAGAAGCAAGCUUUCUUGGCCUAAAACACUGGUGAAGAAAUGGUUCAAUGUCAAGAGCAAGGCUGAGGAUUUUCAUGCUGAUGACAUCAUUUAUGGAAGUGUUAAUGAAGAAUGGAGGAACAAUUUCUCAGAGAGGGAGGCAUGCACUAUCAAGAAAAGUAUAGCAGAGAAAUCGGGUAAACGGAUUUCUGAUCGUGUCCAACGAAGUAAGAUUGACCUUGAUGCCUCCCAAAUCACAGAUGUGAACAACUACAAGAUCUUUGUGGCAACAUGGAAUGUGGCUGGAAAAUCUCCACCCAAUUAUUUGAAUCUUGAAGAGUGGCUACACAACUCACCUCCUGCUGAUCUUUAUGUUCUUGGGUUUCAAGAAAUUGUUCCUUUAAAUGCUGGUAAUGUCUUGGGAACCGAAGAUAAUGGUCCAGCUAGAAAAUGGUUAGCACUUAUUAGGAAAACCCUAAACAGUCUUCCAGGCAACUUUGGUGGCUAUCGUACACCUUCACCAGUUCCAGAUCCAAUUGUUGAACUAGACGCUGACUUUGAAGGAACAAAUAGAGAAAAAGCUUCCUCUUUCUUUCAACGUCCUUCAUUCCAAUCAUUGAGCCGUAGUAUGAGAAUGUUGGAUUGUGACGUGUCAAUGCCACAGCCUAGACUAGAUCGUCGAUUUAGUGUUUGCGAUAGUCGAUAUAGUGUUUGCGAUAGGGUAAUAUUUGGAGAUAGACUGACUGACUAUGAUCCCAAUGUGGGAUGGGCUGGUUCAUCUGAUGAUGAAAAUGGGCUGGAUGAUUCACAUUAUAUCACGCAGUACUCAACAAAUUUGUACGGUGGUUCUGUCCCGAUGGAGGAAGGGGACAGACAACCCGGGCAGUCUAGGUAUUGUUUGGUUGCGAGUAAGCAGAUGGUUGGGAUUUUUCUGACGGUAUGGAUAAAGAGUGAUCUGAGAGAUGCUGUUCGAAAUCUAAAGGUUUCUUGUGUUGGCAGAGGAUUGAUGGGUUAUCUUGGAAAUAAGGGUUCAAUUUCAAUUAGCAUGUCUUUGCAUCAAACGAGCUUCUGCUUCAUCUGUAGUCAUCUAACCUCUGGAGAGAAGGAUGGCGACGAGUUGAGGAGGAAUUCCGAUGUUAUGGAAAUUUUGAGGAAAACAAGGUUUCCACAAGUUCAUGGAACAGGGGAUCAGAACUCCCCCCAAACAAUCCUUGAGCAUGAUCGAAUUAUAUGGCUUGGGGACUUGAAUUAUCGAAUAGCCCUCUCUUAUCGAUGUGCAAAAGCUCUCGUGGAGAAGCGUAAUUGGAGAGCUUUGUUAGAAAAUGACCAGCUUCGGAUAGAGCAGAUAGAGGGACGUGUUUUUGCUGGGUGGAAUGAAGGAAGAAUAUACUUCCCACCAACAUACAAGUAUUCAAAUAAUUCCGACAGAUACGCUGGGGAGAAUAUGCACCCAAAAGAGAAACGAAGGACACCUGCAUGGUGUGAUCGGAUAUUGUGGCAUGGUCGAGGUCUUCAUCAACUAUCGUAUGUCCGAGGAGAGUCUAGGUUCUCAGAUCAUAGACCAGUUUACGGUAUAUUUUUGGCUGAAGUUGAGUCUAUUAACCGUAGCCGAUUCAAGAAAAGCACGAGUUAUUCCAGCUCUAGGAUUGAGGUUGAAGAGUUGCUUCCUUACUCGUGUGGAUACGAUGAACUAAAUUUCUACUGAGAAUGUAUCCGCAAUUGAGGACUUAAAUGUUGGACCUUAUCAACAAACACGAGAAAAGGGACUGCUGAGCAAGACAUAACAAGGGUUGGUCAUUGGCAUGAACAGCUUUGUAUUUGGUUCAAUCAGAGUGAUCCUCCAAUAACUCAG
Messenger RNA from Olea europaea var. sylvestris, 2406 nucleotides. Its product is annotated as type I inositol polyphosphate 5-phosphatase 4-like. Gene Ontology annotation, molecular function: phosphatidylinositol-3,4,5-trisphosphate 5-phosphatase activity; phosphatidylinositol-4,5-bisphosphate 5-phosphatase activity; inositol-polyphosphate 5-phosphatase activity. Lineage: Eukaryota; Viridiplantae; Streptophyta; Magnoliopsida; Lamiales; Oleaceae. The record is from RefSeq and is a predicted model, not a curated record. The coding region runs from base 556 to 2259 and encodes 567 amino acids. The transcript is spliced from 11 exons. Gene Ontology annotation, biological process: phosphatidylinositol dephosphorylation.